This is a messenger RNA of Microplitis demolitor, 4304 nucleotides long. Its product is annotated as serine/threonine-protein kinase PLK3. Gene Ontology annotation, biological process: protein phosphorylation; mitotic cell cycle; regulation of cytokinesis. The transcript has 9 exons. Gene Ontology annotation, cellular component: centrosome; nucleus; spindle pole. Lineage: Eukaryota; Metazoa; Arthropoda; Insecta; Hymenoptera; Braconidae. Bases 751 to 3348 code for a protein of 865 amino acids. Gene Ontology annotation, molecular function: protein binding; ATP binding; protein serine/threonine kinase activity. The record is from RefSeq and is a predicted model, not a curated record.
GGGGAUGUUAUGAUAAAUGGUAAAUAAAAUCUAAAGUGACAUGGAGUUGGUUGUGAAACAGGAAAAUGGUAAAACACCCGAGACAAUCAGGGAUAUAAUUAGAUGGUGACGUUGAUGAUGUCAAAGCUGCUGCGUCCGCGUUGUCUGGAGCUUAACGAUCGAUCGCCGAAGGAAAUUUUACUGUCCGGGAGACAUUCGUACUUGUCACGGGUGGAGCCUUGGUCUGGUGUUACUUCGCUUUUACCUUGGACGUUAUCACAAUCCUCAAGAAUAAAUAUAUUUUCUGCCAACUAUUUUAUAUAUCAUUUAUUUUGCAUUACUGUAAUAUAUAUAGAUAUAUAUCGGAUUUAAAUCAGAGUACAGUCAUUGUCAGUCGGAGUAGUAAUGAGUGAUUUUUACCUUGACAUAAGUAUGACACGCGCAUUACUUAAGUGUAAUUUUCUUUGUUGAUAAUCCAGUUUGAUAAUCGACAGACGUACAAGAAAAUAGUUUAAAAAAGGCACUCAGAUAAAAGUACCAAUGUGCCUAAAUUGGAGUACCACAGACUUCCGGUCUAUAGAAAUAUAAAUAUUUUUUACGGGUACAAGUAAUUGAAGGCGUUAGUAAUUUUGAUGAAUUUGAAUUAUACAUAAAAAUAAAAAUAAUAUUUUUUGGUUGAUAUAAAAAGUCCAGCAGGAUAUUUUUAGAUAAUCACAGGGUACGGAAGUAGGGUAGAACCUGAUAUGCCGAACUGUUUAUUCAGUGCCUCAAAUGAAGAUAACAACGAGUGAGUGUACAAUAGAAACUCUGAGUGAUUCAAAAAUAAAUAUUAACCCUGGGUCAUCGUUAUCGGCGUACAAAAAUUCAAACAUAAAACGAGAUAACGCCGAGCCGUUUAGUCAUAUAGAAAAAAUGAAUAUACCGUACGAAAUGAGCAAAGAAAGUUUAAUGGUUAUCAAAGAUAACAAGUCAUACUCAAAAGCUUUGAUAACCAGUGACGGGAGGAGCUGUUCAACAUGUGCACCGUGCACAUCAACAGUGUGUCGGACAGUGUCCUCGCUUCCUGCAUCUCUGCGAGACUUGCCGAUGAAUCGAGACACAAGACGAGCGCGCUCCGAGCCAGGGAUUUUUUCAAGCUCUGGUACGGCAACAAAUCAAAUCGUCAUUUCACCGCCACCACCGACGGCAACAACAGUAAUGAGAACAUCCUCGACGACACAGGGAAGAUCGUCAGCAGCAACAGCGCGGAUAUCAAGUCUUGACGGGCUUGAUUCACUGGGAGUACUUUCAGACACGACAACCAGAUCGAGCAACAAUGGACCAAGAACCAAUGACAAUCAAAUAUCUUCUCCAGUAUUUGCAUCUCCAGUGAAUCAACUGGUACCAGUGAAUAAUAAAUCGUGGGACAAUAAUUCCGCUGAGAAUGAGUCCUCUGAUUACGUUGUGGAUUCAGUCCAGGGCAAUGCAUAUCACAAGGGACAGUUUCUUGGAAAGGGUGGCUUCGCGAGAGUUUAUUUGAUGACAGACAUAGCCAAUGGCAAAAAAUACGCAUGUAAAAUAAUUCCGAAAAACCGUAUGCAAAAAAUUCACAUACAAAAAAUUGCACGUGAAAUAAUGAUUCACAAAGACUUGAAUCACAUAAAUGUUGUGCAAAUGCAUCAUUACUUCGAGGACAGUUUAAAUGUUUACAUGCUUUUAGAGGCUUGUCCGCGAAAGAGUUUAAUGCACGUGCUUAAAUACCGAGGUAAAAUUACUGAACCAGAAGCACGCUAUUACAUGAAACAAAUGGUUACCGGUGUAGCCUACAUCCACUCGCAGAAAGUUGUUCAUCGUGACCUUAAACCCGGCAACAUGUUUUUAUCGGAUGGUAUGAUUGUUAAAAUUGGUGAUUUUGGCAUGGCAACACGCCCUGAUGGUCAGCGGAGACGUGUAACGGUAUGCGGAACACCAAAUUAUAUAGCUCCGGAAGUCCUAUACAAGCAAGCGCACAGUUAUGAAGCAGACGUAUGGGCUCUGGGAUGUAUUUUGUAUGCCUUGUUAGCCGGUCAACCGCCAUUUGAUACCGCCACCCUGAAGGAAACCUACUCGAGAAUAUGUAACAAUAGCUACAAGAAACUUGAUGACUCUAUAGUGAGCUGCAGCGGGCAGGAUUUGAUUCAUUGGCUUCUUCAGCCUUUGCCUGAGCUACGUCCGUCACUGGAACGUGUUAAAGAACAUCCGUAUCUCACGAUGGAAUACGUCCCUACAAAAUUAGCUCACUCAUGUUGUUACCGUAUGCCAACACUUCACAGUCCAUUGAUUGACAACAAUGUUAAAUCAUCACUGCUUGCACCCUGUUCAACUCUACCUUCCGGCUCUUCUCUGUCUUCCGCCUCAUCUAGAUCAUCAACGUUCCAACGCAGUCCCACGGGAGCUGUGCCACUACCGACGCUAGCCAACGUCCCACACAUUGAAUCUAAACCCAAGAGUAUCGCUGCGAUAGCUACCGUUAAGCCAAUCACACCUCAGUCGCAAAAAGAGACACAGAAAAAAUCUAAAGUGGGGCAUUGGCUUGUCCGCAAAUUCCCAAAGCUUACGAAAUUGCGUCAUCGUAUUGGCAAUUUUUUGUAUCCUGAUCGAAAAAAAUCUUCUGAAAGCGCAAUGAUGCACCGCGCAUUAGAGCAUUGUCUGACAGAGAUACGUUACAACAGAACUACAUGUAAUCCCCUACCGGUUGAUGGAGUCGCUCCCCUAUUUAUCACUAAGUGGAUAGAUUACUCUAAUAAGUACGGAUUGUGCUUUCAAUUGUCAGACCGCUCGGUCGGAGUUCUCUUCAACGAUAGCUCCAAGAUGAGCUACACUCGCGAUCGAAGACGAGUUGAGUACACGACACCGGAUGAUGAAGUAACUCGUUACGCUCGUGAGCGUGAUGUUCCUACAUUUAUGCACGAGAAGCUUGAACUUCUUCGGCAUUUCACUGAAUACAUGGAUGAUCACUUAACUAAUGGUGGUGAAAUAGGAGACAGUACCACGAAAUUAUCGCGAAGAAACUCAAGCAGCGUUCCCAGGAUGCGUCGCUGGCUACGCACGGAUAAGGCUAUCGCGAUGGAGUUAACGGUUCCACUGCUGCAAGUUAAUUUUUUUGUUGAUCAUACCAAGAUAGUCGUAUCAGAAGGCGCACGGACACGAGACUAUCUCGUAACUUAUAUUGAUGCUGACAGACAUGCUACCUCUUAUUGGUUACGCGACUUACGUGACUGUGGUUGUACAAGUGAGCUUUAUGAAAGAUUAAAUUAUGUUUGCAGAGCAUCACGUGAAUUUGCUCACUUGGAGCACAAUGCCGCGUGUUCUGAGAUUUCAGCAAAUCGUGCUAUCAACUCACGCGCUUGAGUUGUAACACAGCAAUAUAAUUAUUAUUUAAUGUCUUCCGGGGCAAUAAUUCGUUAUUUAAAUAAUUACAAUAAAAAAAAAGAAACAGGAAAAAAUAACAAUAUAAUAAACAAUUAUAUAAAUAUAUAUAAUAAUAGCAACACAGGUAGAUUAGAAUGAAACGGUUGAUAAGUUAUAGUUGUUUUGAUUGAAAAAAUGCAAAAAAAUAUAUAUAUACAUAUAUUUUUCGAUAUUCCCCAAUGGUUAUAUUUUUAUUGGUACAAGUUAUAUAUUUUGAUGAUGAGAAAUUUAAUUUUUUUAUGACCAAAUCAUAUAUAAAUUUUUUUUUCUCAACACAGAGAGAAUUGAGUGUGAGUGUACCAGAUGUGAGACAGUUCAUGAAUUUUAAAUAAGCAAAUUAAUUGAUAAAAUUAAUGAAAUUUAAAAAAAAGGCGCGUGCUGAGUUAUCAGUGAUCUAAAUACGCAUUUUUAAAUUUUUGUUCUACUUAUAUUUUAUUUAUUUAUUUGAAAAUUUGAAAAUUGCCGUCAGUUACAUUCACACUCAGUAGAUUUUUUUCCUUUUUUUAAACACGUUGUUAUUGCUGUGAUUUGUUAUAAUCAUUAAUUAUUAUUAUUAUUUUUAAUUUUAAUUAAUAUUAUUGGAAUGAUUAUUUAGCAAGUCAUUUUGUAAUGUUUGUUAUUGAAUUAUUAAGGUGAUAUUGUGAAAAAAAAAAUUUAUGUUUGCACAAUUUAUCAGAUUAUAUAAUAAUCUUAUUUAAGUGUACAAAAUUUACUGAUUUAGAUGUAUGUACACGUCAAUUGUUAUCAAGUAUAUUUAUUUCUAGUUGAUUAAUUAUCUUUUUUUUUUACAUAACAUUUUUUUUCGCAUCAUGUACAUGAAAAAAAUAAAAUAAUUCACACGUGUACUUUAACACAGCCAGGCUGUCGUUACAAAUACAACGAUCUCAAAUAGUUAA